Molecule: messenger RNA, 1285 nt
Organism: Pyrus x bretschneideri (Chinese white pear)
Lineage: Eukaryota; Viridiplantae; Streptophyta; Magnoliopsida; Rosales; Rosaceae
Product: F-box/kelch-repeat protein At1g23390-like
Exons: 1
Coding region: 70-1215 (381 amino acids)
Biological process (GO): proteasome-mediated ubiquitin-dependent protein catabolic process
Cellular component (GO): nucleus; cytosol
Molecular function (GO): protein binding
Source: RefSeq, a predicted model, not a curated record
GCCUUUCCCACUCUCUGUCUCUCUCUCUCUCUCUCUCAUCCUUUCUUUCUCUCUCUAAAAUAAUCAGCAAUGGCGCCUGAGCAGGUUCAAAUUCCGACCAAAAUAUCCAGAAACGAAGACCAGCAAGAAUCUCCGCUCUACGGAGACAUCUUAGAGGCCAUACUCUACCACGUGCCUCUCCUCCAUCUCGUCCCUGCCUGCCUAGUGUCCAAGUCUUGGAACCGCGCGGUCUUCUCCUCCCUCCGCCACCUCAACCGAAACGUCAAGCCCUGGCUCAUCGUCCUCUCCCAAACCACCUGGUCUCCCUACAAGACCACCGCACGUGCCUACGACCCCGCCUCGCACGCUUGGAUCGAUAUCCACUCUCAGCCGUCGAUCAAAUCCAUCUCCACCCUCCGAUCCUCUCACUCCAAACUCCUCUACAUGCUCUCUCCCUCCAAAUUCGCCUUCUCAACCGAUCCCCUCCACCACACGUGGCACCACGUGGACGGCCCUCUCGUCUGGCGCACCGACCCGAUUGUCGCGCUGGUCGGCCACCGCAUAGUCGUCGCAGGCGGCACCUGCGAAUACGAGGACGACCCCCUGGCCAUCGAAAUUUACGACACGAGGGAGCGAAGGUGGUGCACGUGCAACUCAAUGCCCGCUAUCCUAAAGGACUCCGCGGCCUCCACGUGGCUCUCUGUCGCCGUGGACGACAGCAAAAUGUACGUGACAGAUAAAAACACCGGUUUGACCUACACGUUCGAUCCCGACUCCAGGACGUGGAGUGGACCGUACGAUCUGUGUCCCGACGGUACGGUGAUCGGCGCCAUGACCGGAUUCGCUAACGGCUGUUUCAUUUUGGUGGAAGCGAUCGGAAGCGAGGUGCAUUUGAAAGGCGUGAAAGUGUGGGAAGUGAACGGCUUGUCAUUUGAGUGCAAAAAGUUGAUCGGGGAGAUGCCCCCGGCGAUGAUGGCGAAGCUGAAGGGGGAGAGCGACUGCGCAGGGACGGUUUCGAUGAGCUGCACGAGAGAUAUGGUGUGCCUGUAUAACCCUUGGUCGCCGGAGGAGCUGAUUCUCUGCGAGCUUGUCGACGGCGGGUGCAGGUGGGGGAGUGUACGGAAUGCAGUUGUGAACGGCGGGACUCGAAUGCAGAAGCUGGUGGUGACGUGUUCGAAUGUGGGAUUGCCGGAUUUGCACAAAGCCGUACAAGUUGGAGCGCUGAAAGUGGUUUGAAAAAGGCGGCAUGAAUCAUGGCUGAAAUUUAAUCGUGUUUUAUAUAUGAAAUUUUAUUAGUUUUCCAAAA